UUUCUGUUCUUGGGGCAGUUAUCUAUCCACUGCGUAUACACAAUCAUCGUGCGAGUUGUCAGUAACAUUUGUUUCAGGAGCAGAGAUGUGGGGGGGUCAAUGAAAUUAAACGUUGUAACGAUUUCCUGUAUCUGCUGUUUUGCGUCCCCAAUUCGACCUUUGACAGAAAUGGUGUUCAGCGAUGUGUAACGUUUAAUGUAGGAUACUGCUCAACAAAGUAUUUAAUUACUGUGAAGGCUACGUAUAAAAAUAAAUGAUUGUAUUGUCCGUGAUCAGUCUUUUGCCAAAUUAUACGCUUUCAUAAAAUAAAUUGAUGCAUACAAGCUUAUAGAGUUAAUGAAGAAGCUACAGUGACAAAAUUAAAAAUAAAUGACUAUGCUUGUUCCGAGUAAAAUCCGCAUCUCAUUCCGUUGCUACUAACAGAACCUAUGAUCUUAAAAUUGUUGCGUUUGUUCAUUUCCUGCCUACAACUGUGGAGGUCAGAGGUGACGGGCUGGAGUAUUAUAAGGACAAUAUGAAAACCCCGCAACGAAGCUAAUGUGUUCCAGACAGCUGAACACCUAGUCAGAUUAGUAGCCGUCGUACUGAGAGUUUCAUGGUUUAUUUGUGGGAAGAAUACAGGGAUUACCCAAGAGUUAGAGGGGGCAAAUAUGAGGAAGGUGUGUCAUUUAAGAAUGGCAGCUGACCAGCUGUUGUGGUAUCAUCCGUUGUGAAAUAGGUGUUUCUCUUCCAAACACACCCGCCCGUUGCCUGAAUCAUGGGUUUGCCACUGCGCACACCAUAGAUUUGAUCUGAACAAAUGUCUGUUUAGUAUUGUAAAAAAAGAGAAACUAAACGGAGGUUCAGUUGGGUUAACAACAGCACAGUUCAACUGACCUAAACUGUCCUAAAUCAUAAUCAUUCCUGGUAUCAUUUGAUCAAUUACAAACAAAUAUGAAUACUAAACAAAAGUACCUAAUCUCCUCCCAAUCUGUCUUUUGCAUAUCUCCUUGAUUUUUGCAGUUACACCUUGGUCACUUCUGGCUCUGCAUGGAGGUCCCAGCUUCCUCCUGCUAUGACAGUGGUUUGUCUUUGCAUUGAAGAUGAAUGUGCUCCUGUUAAAAGAAUCCAAAGAAGCCGAUUCCAGUUCUGACCCUUAUGUAAAGGAGCUGGCAUCCUGUGGAAUUAAGGCUACUUUGAUACCUGUUUUGUCUUUUGAAUUUGUGUCACUGAACACUUUGUCAGAAAAGCUGUUUCACCCUGAGAAGUACGGCGGACUUGUCUUCACUAGCCCGAGGGCUGUGGAGGCUGUGAGAAAGUGCCUUGAGGACAAGGUUAGAAGAGAUGAGUGGAGCAAAGGGCUGAAGGAUAAAUGGAACAAUAACCACACCUAUGUUGUUGGGAAAGCCACUGCAGCCUUGGUUCAAGAAAUUGGCCUGGUUCCACUGGGAGAAGACAGUGGGAAUGCAGAUAAACUAUCUUGUUUCAUCUGCGAAAGAGAAGACUCCAGUUCAUUGCCCCUUCUCUUUCCUUGUGGGUCUAUUAAAAGAGAAGUUCUACCCACAGCACUGAAGAUGAAUGGUGUGCCUCUGGAAUGUUUGAUGGUCUACCAAACGGCACAGCACCCAGAUCUUGAAAAAAAUUUGGAAACCUACUUCUCAGAACAGGAUGUCCCAGCAAGCAUUGCAUUCUUCAGUCCUUCAGGAGUGAAAUUUUGCCUUAAGGCUCUGCAAAGACUAUCAGGAAACAGACUGGAACAGAUUAAGUUUGCAGCAAUUGGACCGUCCACAGGCGAUGCAAUGGCAGCCGCGGGGCUGUCUGUCAGCUGUACCGCAGGAAAGCCCACGCCCCAGGACUUGGCUGCAGGAAUAUCACAGACGCUUUGCUGACUCUGACCAGAUAAUCUGUCUCCUGGCUUUGCAGCUGUAAAGCUGUGAAGAACAUGUUGCUCCUCAGUGAGCUGAGUGUCCUCAUCCAGCACUAUCCCAGAGCAAUGAUGAUAUCUGUCAAGGGCUGCUUCACUGCCUGCAAGUUUCCAUGUAUCUCUUCUUAAUAAAAGCAACAGAGAUGUGUCACAUCCUGUUAAGCGCUUAAAGACUUACACUUGAGCUAUACCGAAUGUUUGAUUGGUAACUGUUAAACUG
Lepisosteus oculatus (spotted gar) is the source of this 2123-nucleotide messenger RNA. RefSeq names its product uroporphyrinogen III synthase (gene uros). Gene Ontology annotation, molecular function: uroporphyrinogen-III synthase activity. Gene Ontology annotation, cellular component: cytosol. The record is from RefSeq and is a predicted model, not a curated record. Lineage: Eukaryota; Metazoa; Chordata; Actinopteri; Semionotiformes; Lepisosteidae. Gene Ontology annotation, biological process: uroporphyrinogen III biosynthetic process.